This is a messenger RNA of Cladocopium goreaui, 3589 nucleotides long. The record is from the annotation of a GenBank genome assembly. NCBI's taxonomy places the organism in Eukaryota, Dinophyceae, Suessiales, Symbiodiniaceae.
AUGAGGAGCGUGCCCUCCUCGCCGGUGGCGGGAAAGAAGUCGGCCUUGAAGAAGACGCGCAUUGCCGAGGCCCAUGGACAAAGCUGUGGGCUGAAAAACCCAAGUGUAGCGAACGCUUCAUGUCGGCGUUUCGGGACCUUGCGCAAGCUGGCAAAGAGCAAACCAGUGACGAACUCCUCGAAGAGUGCGGGCACCCAGUCACGUUGGGGUGGCGGGAGGUGUGCCAGACUGGCCGAGCAGCUGGAGCCCUUGGUGAAGGAGUUGUGCGAGAAAUCCGCAAAAGCUGGGCUGGGCGACGACGCCGAAGCGCGCCGAAAUCUGAGCAAAAUCUUGUUCGAUGGUCCGGAGAAGGAGAAAGAUUCGAGCAAGGCGCGAAAGGGCACCACCGUGUUGCAGUUGGCGGAGGAUAGCUUGAGGGAGAAGGACAAGCGGCAGCUUCAGCCACAAAGGAGCAUCGUCUGUCCGCUGGAUUUGGAUCACGACUAUGACGAUGAUGAUCUCGAGGAGUCGCAGGGGCCGAUCAUGACCAGCAAGUACUCCUACAAGAAGGCUGCUCCAGCCAAAGCCGCGGCGGCGACAGAAACGCCAUCCGAAGGUGAACAGCAUCCCUUGUUUGAGGCCAUGGUGGAGAUGCAGGGGGAAGUGACCUGCUUGUCAGAGGCACUUGAGGGCCUACCGGAGAGCGUUUUCCAGGCUCCUCUGGAUCCAGCGAAUUCGAUCCCAGCACCACUGUUCUACGCAGUGGGUCGAUUGAAGAGCCCUGGAGUCGUAAAGUUGCUUCUUCAAAACAAAGCCAGCCCUCUGGUGCGCUCUCACACCAAAUGGGAGAUCUUUGAGAAGGGUAUGACACCUCUACAAGCCGUUCUGAAGAGCAAAGGCAAAGGGGACAAUCGUAUGGAAGCCAUCCGAGAUCUCUUGAAGCACUCUGAGGCGACGAACACUGAACAGCUGGGCAUGGGCAGGGGCGGCAUGUCUGAGUCGCUGGACAUGGUCUCUGAGGAUUGCGGCACGUUUGUGCAGAAAUCCGUCGAUGCAGCCACCUUCAGUCGCUUACGACGGCGGCACAGCGUGGGAGGAGUGCGCAGAGUGACUGGGUGCCCAGUGGCGGAGAAACCACGCCAGCGAUGUGGCGUGGCCCAGAUGUGCCGAUCGCCCAUCAUCUUCUGCAAACAUGUUGAGGGACAUCCCAGUCAGAUGUACGAAAUGGGAGAGCAGAUCGGUUCCGGCACCUUCGGAACGGUGUGGAGAGCAAAGCACUCUCAGACUGGCCAACUUCAUGCGGUAAAGAGCUGCCCCAAAAAGCUCAUCCCCAGCGACGAGUUGUGGGCCGAGAUCGAGAUCAUGAAACAGCUGGAUCACCCUCACAUCAUGCGGCUGUACUACACCUUUGAGGAUGACCUGUGCAUCUUCAUUGCUUCGGAGCUCUGCGAGGGCGGCGAGCUCUUCAAUGCCAUGAUUGAGGCUGGUACCUUCAACGAACACACUGCUGCCUUGCUCUUCAAGCAGAUCAUGAGUGCUGUUUCCUACAUCCACAUGAACAUGAUUUGUCAUCGAGACUUGAAGCCCGAAAACUUCCUCAUCUCCAAGAAAUGUGCGAUUCAGGAUGGGAAGGUGAAACUCAUCGACUUUGGAACUGCGAAGCGCUUCGAUCUGGGCCCCUUGACCACCAAGGUUUGCACGGUCCACUACGUGGCACCGGAGGUGUUGAAGAAGAGGAUGGAGCCUUACACAGAGAAAGUGGACGUGUGGUCUGCUGGCGUCGUACUCUUUGUCAUGUUGGCUGGUGUUCCACCCUUCCAUGACGAUGAUGACUUGGAACUCAUGAAGAGGGUGAAGAAAGGGAAGUGGUCCUUCACGCCAGAAACAGCUUGGAACAAAGUCUCUGCACUGGGCAAAGAGCUGGUGAGCCAGAUGUUGACCAAAGAGGUGGACCUGCGACCGCAUUCCGCCGAGGUCCUUGCCUCGCCUUGGUUCCGGCAGGAGGUGAUCCCUGCGCACACCAAAGUCGACGUCUGGACCUCGGCGGUCCUGAAAAUCUGCCAACCGAGACGGCAGCAUGCGGCAGAACACAACCUAGCACAGAUGCGCACCUUUGUAGCCCAGAGUCGCUUGAAAAAGGUGGCCUUGCAGGUCAUUGCGCGGCAGAUCUCGGACGACACCAUCGAGAAGCUGCGACAGAUCUUCUUGUCGUUGGACGAUGACAACUCGGGGACCCUGUCCGUGGAAGAGAUCGACGAGGCCUUGGAGCGGCUGGAAGUAGAGGAACCCAUUCGGGUGGAGAUGCGGCGAUUGAUGCACGAGAUUGAUGUGGAUGGCAGUGGGACCGUAAAUUAUACAGAGUUUAUUGCAGCCAAUAUCUCGAAGAAACAGUACCUCCAGGAGCAGGUGUGCUCGCUCCUCAGUUCUGAAUUGUUUAUGCACUGCAACUGGUGGAUCCGAUCCGAUCUGCAAAAUUUGGUCCGCAGCACCUUUUUGGGCCGAAAAGGAUCAGUGCCCGAAGCGCGAGCGCGAAACUGUGCCAUGAAAGUCUUGGUGAGUUCCAUGUCAUGGUCUGGAGAAGUGGAAUUGGAGGAGGAUUCGAAGCUGGAAAUGGUGAAAGGGAAGUUGUCCGACCUCUUAGGGUGUCCUGCCGUUCAGCUGACUCUGUUGAUAGGUACUACCCCCUGGUCCGAUGACAAGCUGCUGCGGGAAGUCUUCAGUGGCUCUGAUGGUCAGAUGCCGACCCUCUCUGUGAUCAAGUCAGAAGGCUGGGUGCCCUUACGAAUGCAGGCCUUAAAGGCAAAGGUGGAGAAGCGUGGCAAGGUCCAAAGCGACCCGGCAGAAGGUGGGCUCUCCGCUGAUGCCGCGCUGCCGGAGGGGCUGGAAUUCCCCAGUGCCUUGCGGUUGCUGCUGCAGCACGGGGCGAAAUGGACCUUUGGGGCGGAAGGGAUUCCACCCCUUUGUCUAUACGCAGCCACCAGGGAGGUGGGCAAUGACAUCUUUGGAGAUGAGGAGUGCAAAGCGGAUUGGAUGGAGGAACAUGGGGAAGAUAGCUGUGCUGGCGAUGACUGGAUUUGCAUUGGGGAGUCCUCAGAGUUCGAUUACUUCUUUGUCAAUCUGCGGAAAACUUCACCAAACUUUGGUAUGGUGAAGCACAUCGUGAACAACUGUGAUGAGGACCCCGACGUGACUUAGAUUUCAGGCAAGCUUUGUUUCGUUUCACCGUUUCACCGUUUCACCACAGGACUUCUGGUCCUUUCUUUUGGUGAAACCAAUCAUGGGGCGUAGCCGCGGCUACGCCAAAGACGUUUCCCGGGGCAGUUGCUGGUUCCUCAGGAGACGGGAUUCUCAGAGGCGCCCUUUGAUCGCUUCUUGGACAUUGUGGAGAGCUUUGCAGAGCACCAGGCCGUGGAUGAGGAUGAUUGUGAACCAUUGCACUCCUUUCAGUUCAGAGCUCUCCAGGCCAAGAAGAAAAAAAAGACUUGAUGUGGCAAGUGUGGCUCGGGCGCAACCUCACAUUGAUUAGACAUGAAUUGACAGCCUCAACGGCGCGAGGACAAAAUGGUGCUGGCCUUCGGGAGCGCAAUUUUUACCAACAAGAAGGAUCCUG